Rhodamnia argentea is the source of this 423-nucleotide messenger RNA. Its product is annotated as RING-H2 finger protein ATL18-like. Gene Ontology annotation, molecular function: ubiquitin protein ligase activity. Gene Ontology annotation, biological process: protein ubiquitination. The coding region runs from base 1 to 423 and encodes 140 amino acids. The record is from RefSeq and is a predicted model, not a curated record. The transcript has a single exon. Lineage: Eukaryota; Viridiplantae; Streptophyta; Magnoliopsida; Myrtales; Myrtaceae.
AUGUAUUGCCUGGUGUAUGCACAGUCUGGUGUCUCCACAGCUAUGUUGAUCUUCUACACUUGCAUGUGGCUUCCCCUUAUGCAGCUGAGGAGAGCCAUUUCAAGAUUACUGGCCUUCAUCUCUUGCAAGUAUGAACCCCAAGAGAGCUCCUGCAGCUUCCAGCUCCCGGUGGGUAGGUUCCGAGAUUUGCAGAAACCUGGUGAAGAAGAAGAAGGAGAAGAAGAUGGUGAUCAUGAAAAGACUUGCUCGAUCUGCUUGGUGGAUUAUGAGGGAGAGGUCCUGGUGAGCAAGCUCCAUACAUGCGGCCACGUGUUCCAUCUGGACUGCAUCGAGAGGUGGCUGGAGAGGUCCCAGUUCACAUGCCCUCUCUGCAGGAAGCUCGUGUUUGAUGUGAGAUCUUCAGCAGCAAAACCAAGAUGGUGA